AUGAGAGUUUUUAUUAAUAAUAUAAAUACAUACAGUGGAAGCUGUUUAUGUAAGACACUAGACAAUAUCGAAAAUGAAAAAUGUGAAAUAUAUGGUACAGUGAUAAGUCAAAAUGAAUCGAAUGAGGAAGAUAUGUACAUGUAUAAUUAUAAUAAUGUAAAAAAAAUAGUGUCAAAAACUAAUAAAGAUAAAUUACUAAAAUAUAUAGUCAUGUCCAAUUUAUGUAUAUUUGAUAUGCACAAUACAUGUAUAGAUGAAAUAGAAUAUAUUAUAAGAAAAUUAAGAAAUGAAGAAAUAAAAAAUAAAAUUACUUUUAUUCUUAUUUCGUCUAUUAUGACUUGGAAUAAAACAAAAAGAAAAUUUUUCAAAAAAAAAGUUGAAGAAAAUGGUGAGGGAAAAACUGGAGAAAACGCUGAAGAAAAGGGUGAAGAAAACGACACUGUUUUAAAAACCCAAACAAGUGACCAAACAAAUUCUAUUGAUGAUUUUGAAAAAAAUAACAUAGACAAAUAUAGAUAUAUUCCCGAAAUUUUUAGUGAAAAGGAUUAUUUAAAAAGAAUACCAUCAUCUGAUUAUAAAGAAUUAAAAACAAUUGAAACUCUUAUUUUAUCGUUAAAUUCUGUUAAAAAUAUAAACACAUAUGUUGUUGCUUCAGGAAUAUUAUAUGGUAAUGGAGAAAAUGUUUUUUUUCCAAUUUUUAAAAAUGCAUGGUUUAGUAAGGAUAAUCAAAUAAUUGACAAGGGAGAUAAUUUUAUUCCUAUUAUUCAUGUAAAAGGAUUGUGUGAAUAUGUUAAAAAUGUUUUUUUAUAUAAGCCUAAAAUAAAAUAUCUUAUAGCAGUUGAUCAAGAAUAUGUUACACAAAAAGAUAUUAUAAAAUCUGUUGCUAAUUAUAUGUCUGGUAAUAAUAAUUAUUUAUCUGUAUCAUCUUAUGAUUCUAUUUUUAUUAAGGACUCUGAUAAGUUAUGUAUCAACUUGAGAUUUCAGUGCACCCAGUUUUGGAACCCCAAUCAAAUAAAUACGACUGACGAGGAAAAAAAAGACAGUUCCGAAAAGGAUGAAAAUGAAAGUGAUAAGAAUGGAAACAGUGAAGUUGACAGUGACGAGAAUGAAGACGAUGAAAAUGAAGAGAGUAGUAAACAUGAUGAAAGUAGUGAGCAUGAUGAAAAUAGUGAGUAUAGCGAGCAUAGCGAAGGUGAUGAACAUGAAGAAGAUGAGAAGCAUGAGGAAGGAGAAUCGUGUGUUAAGUUUCAUUGCCAAGAUGGAUUUACAAAAAAUAUUUCAAUUUUAUUGACAGAGUUUUGUGAAUAUCGAAAUCUUAAAUCUUUGAAAAUAAUAAUUUUAGGUCCCCCAGGGGUAGGUAAAUCAUUUAUUGCUAAAAAAGUUUGUGAACAUUAUAAUUUAAAAAUGUGUUCUAUUCAAAUAUUAUUAGAUGAAUGCAAAAAAAAUAAUUAUAAUUUUCCGGAAUAUUAUAAAAAUAGUUUAAACAAUAUUGAAAAGUCGGACAAGCUAAACCUAAAUGAUCUUUCACUAAUAUUUUAUAAAAAAUUAAAAAGUAAUGAAUGUAAAUUUAGAGGUUAUGUUUUAGAUUCAUUUCCUAGAAAUUAUGAUGAAGCAAAAAUAUUUUUUGAAAGUUAUUCCGCUUCAAAUGUAGUGACCAGUUCAAACGGCCUUACUAUUUCAGAAAAUGAAGAAAUGAAUAAAAAGGAUAAAAAAAAAAAUGAAAAACAAGGGACUAAUGAUGGAUCAGAAGGUGACGAAGGGAGUGGAGAAGAAACAGAAAAUGAAGUGAAUGAUGAAAGUAAAGAAGAUGAACAAAGUAACUCUAGUAGUAAAAAAACAUCGAGCCAAUCAGGUACAUCAGAAAAUGAAGAUACAUCAGAAAGUGAGGAUGAAUCAGAAAAUGAAGACGAAUCAGAGAAUGAAGAUGAAUCAAAUGAAAGCCCAAAAAAGGGUAAAAAAAGGGAUACCAAAAAUGAUAGUGAAAAAAAUAAAGAAUGUUUAUAUAAUGAUGGAAAAAAUAUACAACCAAUUAAUAACACUAUACUUCCUGAAUUUGUCAUAAUUUUAAAAUCAAAUGAAGAUCUUUGUAGAAAUCGAAUGAUGAAUUUACCAAAGGAAGAAAUUAUCAAAGGGCAUAAUGAUGAAAAGGGUUUUGAAAGACGAUAUAAUAAAUAUGUAGAAGAAAAUUGUAGAAAUGAUUAUUUAGAGUUUGAUAAAAAAAAUACAAUUGAAGAUUAUUUUAUAGAAAAUGAAAUAGAAGUUUUAAAUAUUAAUAUAAAUGAAAAAUCAAUUCUUGAUGAUAUAUUAACAAAUAUAUACAUAUAUAUUGAAAAAAAUAAAAAAUUUUAUAAUUUUUUACCAUCUACUGAUGAAAUUUUAAAAAAUAAAUUACAUGAACAAGAAAUAAAAUUAUUAAAUGAAAAAGAAAAUUUACAAAAAACUGAAGAUAAUAUUGCUAAUGAAGAAUUAAAUAAAAAUGAUGAAUUAAUAAAAGCUGAAAAAAAAAGACAACAAUUACUUAUGGAAUAUCAGCAACAAUAUAUACAUAACCAAUCAUUACCUUUACGAUUUUAUUUAAUUAAAAAUAUUUUGCCAAUUUUAACUGAUGCAUUAAUAUAUAUUUGUAAAACAAAACCAAAAAAUCCAUGCUUACACAUAGCAGAAUAUUUAUUGGAAAAUGCCCAUAAAUAUAAUGUCGAUGAAAAUAUUUUACCUUUGAUACCCCCCAAAAAAAAUGAAGAUCAAGAAGAUUCUCCAAAUGACCAUCCCAAAGAAACAAACAUUCAGUAG
This is a messenger RNA of Plasmodium vinckei vinckei, 2790 nucleotides long. Its product is annotated as P-loop containing nucleoside triphosphate hydrolase, putative. The transcript has a single exon. Lineage: Eukaryota; Apicomplexa; Aconoidasida; Haemosporida; Plasmodiidae. The record is from RefSeq and is a predicted model, not a curated record. The coding region runs from base 1 to 2790 and encodes 929 amino acids.